AUGGGUGUGGAGCGACAUUCAACAGGAUCUGAUUUCGAACCGUUGGCGGAAGUGUGUUGUCGUCUGGUCCUGCAUGAUGAAGAAGAGGUAGAAGAGGCGGAAGGUAAUUACAUUUCCCCGGUGUUGCAGCAUACUCAACAGAUUAGUGCGCAACAGACAACAACUACUGGUAAUGAACAAGUGAAUUUUUCCGUACAUUCGGUGUUGCGAAAUCUCCCUCAAGUUUGGCGACAGAAUCGGGAUGAAAAGGAAGUAAAUUUUCAAUACACCGAUACUUGA
Messenger RNA from Rodentolepis nana, 279 nucleotides. NCBI's taxonomy places the organism in Eukaryota, Metazoa, Platyhelminthes, Cestoda, Cyclophyllidea, Hymenolepididae. The record is from the annotation of a GenBank genome assembly.